CAUCUAUUCGAAGGUUUACAUCAUGAAGACAACAAUAUCGACAGUAUUUUUACUAGCCGUUGCCGCAUAUACCAAUGCGCAACAGGAACUGGCCUAUUUCUCACACAAGGGUAAAGCAUUCGAUGUAGAUGGUUUCGAUGCCAACUCAUACUCGUACACCGGAUUCAACAAGUACGGAAAGGACAAGUAUGGUCGCUCCUACACGGAGGCCGAGUCUGGUAAUGGCGCUGAGGUAUCUGCAGGGGUAGACGGAGCGGGCCGUGUCGGAGUAGGUCAUCUAUCGCCAUCCAUCGCCUCCACUGCCGAUGCUGACCCUACUGAAUCCGGCGAUUGGUCAAACUAUUGGCCGAGUUUCGGACACGGAAAGGAUCGUGUCCACAAGAAAGAGGGAAUUGUGAGAGCCGGCAACGGCAAGAUUAUCGAUAAGGCAUGGUACCACAUGUCGAAUCGCCCGGCCCCUACAGUCACCGAGACUCAAACCCAAUUCGAGUUCACCGAGGUCUAUAUCACUAGUUCGGUAGCACCCACCGAAGACUUUUGGUGUGAUGGAGGUUGGAUCCAGCUCACUAAAGAGGGAGAUCUUAUGGAUGAUGACUGGGCUGUUGCCUACAUCACCGGAUACCUACAAGUGAUUGGCGCCAACGUUGAUGACGUCGAUACAUACGAUUGGUGUUUUAAUACAAGGAAUGAAAGUAACGCUGGCGCAUGUGCCCGCCAGCAAGCAUCAUCUCACAGCCCUGAAGAUAUUGCCGCCGCCUUUGAAAGCGCUACCGACGACCACACAUCCCAAAUUAUUCUGUUUGUUUGCGAUCUACCCUGUCUAGAUUCCAUCUGCAAGGCUACACAGGAAAACUACGACAAGCUCACUCCACUGCGCCUUACUGAGGUCAGUUUUACAAAGUCUUCUGGAAGUACUCGAGAUGUAAACACUACAUGUAUUGAUGGCGAGGGCAUCUACAGUCCUCCUAACUCAGCAGGAGGCAAGACCUUCAACUUCUGUCCCCAGGGACAAGUUUGCAACGUAGAUGGCGAGGCGCAACCCGGAGAUGCAUCCUGCGUGUGUGAAGCAUGCGCAGAUGUACUGUCCUGUCUUUCAUCUACCUGUUAUGUGACACACAAGAUCAAGUAUGAAACCAAACCUGAAGCCGAACCCGAAUGGGUGUCCCAGCCAAAGUGCCUACCCGUGAAUGGACAGCCUUCAUGUUAUUUUGGAUACUACGAAUCUAAUGGACAGUGCAAUGAAUGUCCCUAUGUCGAUAACUGUAAAAUGGGGUCUUCGGUGUGCACCGGAUUAAUGAACGCAAUGUGCGCGUUCGGAGGGUGCCAAAAAAAUUACAUAAAUACUGCAGCGCCCGGAGGAUCUGGUUCAUGCUUGUGCUUGUCAGAGCCGACAGAGACUUCUUGCAAACCCCAGUGCGCAAAUGCCGAUAACUGUGGUUCAGUUACAGUUAUCUCUGAAGUUUUCAUGCCGGACGGUACUCUCGUGCCUCGAUCCAAUACUGGAUUUACACUAACGUGCACCGCUGAUGGCACCGUCGGUGACGAGAUCAAAAGUGUUACUGGACGUAGCGGUGAAGAAACCGUUAAUGCCGAUCCUUGUGCAUACGUACUGUCGCUAGAUAGAGAAGAGAUAACGAUUGACGGUGUUGUCUACGUUGCGCUUGAGGGUAAUGGCGACGAGGCCACAGUAAUGAAUGGCACCUCGAGCACAAUCAAUGUCAGAUUUGUUCCCGAAAACAGUGUUGGAGUCCUCGUAUUAAAUACCUUAACUGGUGAGCCCAUCGAAGGUAUCAAUGUUACCGCUAACGGUAAUGUAACCAAGACAACUGGUCCUACUGGCUCUGUCCUCUUCUCAGCAGAGGAAGCAGAAAUCCCAGAUGGUUCUGCGUCCGUAUUCAUGGUGCCAGAAACAACUGACGGCUUAUUCUUGGUCUCGUUUAACAACAUUGUCGCCACUCCGAAUGAUGGUACCGAUGGUGGCACCACCCGCAGACGUGCCGCGGAUGCCUUCGUCGUUCCUGAGUUUGACUAUGUACAAAAUGGUACCCUCGUUGUGAAGCUCACGCGCAGUGAUGGAACAUCACCCCUGGAAGGCCAAAUUGUGUCAGUCUCGGUCAACGGUGGAGAGGCCACAGUAUUGGCAGAGAUGUCACCUGGUAUCUAUGCAUUGGAUGGCCUGGAGGACGGUGACGAGGUACAAGUAACCCUGCCAAUGGUUGCUCAAGAUACAGAUGACAUUACGUAUGGCGGACCCUUGCUACGCAGUCCAGAUACCCCGGUUGUGGAUGUGGAUUUCGAUGGAGGUUCUCUAAUCGUGGCUGUAUAUGGAACUCCGGUCCCGGCUGCAAGUCCACUUCCAACCCCGUAAGACCUACGGUCUAAAUAAUGACAUACAAACAGAUUUACCGGUUCACAACUAAGAAGUGCACUCAGUGUUGCUAAUUGGAAGAUCAAGUUAGUCGUUCAAGGACAUGUGGCGAUAUCGCAGAUAUCGCACAUAGUCUCCCUCAGCUAAGAAUGUCGCUUCAUUUUUUAGUAUUCAAUAAAAAUUACAUUCUGAUACAGACAAGAUUCAGUCAUUUUUUCUUUUCAAUACCUUUUAAUAAAAAGC
This is a messenger RNA of Sphaeroforma arctica JP610, 2611 nucleotides long. RefSeq lists its product as hypothetical. The record is from RefSeq and is a predicted model, not a curated record. Bases 23 to 2368 code for a protein of 781 amino acids. Lineage: Eukaryota; Ichthyosporea; Ichthyophonida. The transcript is spliced from 2 exons.